Molecule: messenger RNA, 2094 nt
Organism: Exophiala aquamarina CBS 119918
Lineage: Eukaryota; Fungi; Ascomycota; Eurotiomycetes; Chaetothyriales; Herpotrichiellaceae
Exons: 1
Coding region: 1-2094 (697 amino acids)
Biological process (GO): DNA replication initiation
Cellular component (GO): nucleolus
Molecular function (GO): chromatin binding
Source: RefSeq, a predicted model, not a curated record
AUGCCUCACGGUCGACCUGCAAAGCGCAGGCGCGUCACUCCUCCUACUGACGACAGUGUCCCCUCUGAGACCAUCAAGUCCAGUGAUCUCCUUGCCCGAGCAGCUGACUGGGAUUUGGAGCAAGAAUACGAACAGAGGUCGAGGAAUAAAAAGUCCAAGGAGUCAUCCAGACUACCCGUUUUCACUGCCGAUGGACGUGUACAGAAGUUUCAGGAGAAGCUGCCUGCGCUCGAGGACAAUUCCGAUAGCCUUUCAGGCUCUGGCCCGGAGUACGAAGACGGAGAUGGAGAUCAGGAUCAGGAAGUCGACACACCUCCCACUGAGAUGGAGCCUGUUCCUCAGGUCCCUUUGAAACAACAGAUCUUAACCGCGAAGGAGGACAUAGCUCGCAUCGCUGAAUUGCUCAACGAAGAUCCAGAAGAACAUGCGGGAUUGUUCAAGAAACUGGCCCUGGUCGCUGGACCACACGCCCCCGUGCCCGUCAGAAAACUAGUUCUUGCCGCACAGGCUGCAGUCUACAAAGAUGUCAUCCCGGGUUACCGAAUACGAGCGUAUCAAGAUGAAGAGCUGGGAAGCAAAAUAUCAAAAGACGUUCGGCAGACAAGGCAGUACGAGCAGGCGCUCGUCACAGGAUAUCACGCAUAUGUCAAACAGCUGGCUUCUCUCGCUAAAGCGAAGAAAGGCUACGAGGAUGAUUCGUCGCUAAGAAGUGUGGCUAUCAGCUGUGUCUGCACACUCUUACUUUCGGUGCCCCAUUUCAACUUCCGCACUGAGUUGUUGAACGUCUUAGUACGUGAGUUUGCGGGACGAGAGGCUACAUCUGAUCUCAAUAAAUGCAUUGAGACAAUGGAGAAAUUCUUUGCCGAGGACGAUGAUGGCGCCGCAUCCUUGGAAGCCGUGACUCUUGUCACGAAGAUGAUGAAAGCGAGAGACUACCGGGUGCGGGAAGAAGUCCUGAAUACUUUCUUCCAGCUACGUCUUCUGUCGGAACUCACGGCUCAAAGUUCGACAACCAAAACAGACAAACCUGAAGACAUGUCAAAGUUGCACGGGAGGAGAGUCAAAAAGGAGAAAUUCGAGCAUCGGUCCAAAAAGCAACGGAAAUUUGCGAGAGAACGCAAAGCCGUCGAGAAAGAGAUGCAAGAGGCCGACGCCACGGUGAACUAUGAGGAACGGGAAAAGAUGCAGUCUGAAACCCUCAAGAUGGUUUUCGUCACCUACUUCCGCAUCCUCAAGACUGGGAUCCCGCAUUUGAUGGGGGCGGUCUUGGAAGGACUUGCGAAGUACGCGCAUCUCAUCAAUCAGGAUUUCUUCGGGGAUCUGCUUGAAGCACUCAAAGACAUCAUUAGUGAAGCCGAUGCAGCGGUCAAGGGUGAAUUGGACGAAGACCAGAUUGAAAUCACGGGACUCUCCGCGCUUGACCUUGACAUCGACGCUGACACAACGCGCAAUCGAAUGCGUGAAUCACUCCUCUCAACACAAACAGCCUUCACGCUCCUGUCUGGUCAAGAUGCCUCCAAAGCGGCCUCGAGCCUACAUCUCGACCUGUCGUUCUUCACUUCCAACACCUUCCGAUCACUCUACCCGCUUGCGCUCGAUGCCGAUGUGGAAUUCGGGCCCAAGUCACUUCGGCUCGCAGACCCGCACCGGAAAGAAGGAACGAAAUCCAGCCUUGCUUCGCCAGCCAACAGCAACAAAGUCAACAUCUCGACCCCAAUACUACUGCUCACACGGGUACUUACGUCCAUCCUGCUGACGCCGUCACAACCACCCCCGAACAUGACGGCCGCAGCAUUCUACAAGCGGCUAUUGACGAUGGCGCUGCAGCUGCCAGAGAAAUCGACCCUCGCACUGCUGACGCUCAUGGCCAAGGUCGCCGACAAACACGCCCGCAAGAUCGAGCCGCUAUGGUACAGCGACGAGAGGAAGGGUGACGGGGUCUUCCGUGGCGAGAGUGACAGCGUCGAAGGCUCGAAUGUCCUGGCCACUGGGAGUGGUGUCUGGGAAGCAGAGUUGUUGCGGAAGCAUUACUGUCCUCAGGUGAGGGACCAAGUCAAGGGUAUUGACAAGGUGAUUGCUGGGUUGAAUAGAUAG